UAUGCUGGGAACUCUUCACCCAUUUUUCAGACUUCGUUCUUGUGAGAAGCAAAACAUGAAAAUGAAAUCCUCAAAAUCACUGAGCUUAUUGGGUAUCUUGACGACCAUCAUCACUAUUUUGCACUUUAUCGAGCCAGUUUGUUGUGCACUCUCAUUCUGCCGGAACAUUUGUGGAGGAAUCAAUGUUAAUUAUCCAUUCUCCAUUGACGAUGGUUGUGGUGCACCCCAGUAUCGGAAAAUGCUGAACUGCAGUGGAGAUCUAUUCUUCUUAACCCCUUCAGGUAGCUAUAAAGUACAAUCAAUCGAUUAUGAAAAACAAACCAUGGUGGUGUUUGAUCCAAGUAUGUCAACAUGUAGUACAUUGCAACCACACCAUGAUUUUAUCAUGACUGAGAUACAAUCUGUUGUGAUGCCGCCAACAGCAGACACCAUUUUUAUUCUUCUAAAUUGUUCGAUUGAUUCCCCUGUUCUCAACCAUUACCGUUCGCUCUGCUUCAACUUCUCGGGUCACUCAUGUGAUGAGCUAUAUAAUUCUUGUACUUCUUUUAGGCUUUUUCAUCCACUUUCACCUAAUGGAACGGUGACCACUGGUUACUCGUCUUGCUGUUACACAAAUUAUAACACUGUGAAGUUGAUGAGCAUGAACAUACUCGAUUGUUCGCAUUACACCACCACCUAUAACACGGAUGAACUCGAGGGUGUAGGACCAUUGGAUUGGUCUUAUGGAAUUAAGCUUUCUUACAUGGUCCCGAAUGCUGGUUGUGAUCGCUGCCAACGAACAGGUGGGACUUGUGGAUUCGAUACUGAGACCGAGAUUCCGAACUGUGCUUGUGAAGGCUCGUCGAACUCAACUAGAGAAUGUGCUGGCGGCAUCACAACUGAUGGAGCAUCGAAACGCACUCAAAGAGAAUUCUAUCACAUGCUUAUAUUGGUUAUGGGAGCAUUUUGCUAUCUAAUGUCAUCGUAAAAGAAAAUGUGAACAUUGUUGUUUUCUCCUUGGUUCAAUUUUUUUUACAACUCCUCAGCUUUCAAUAAAUGCAUUUAACUAACAUACAUUCCGGCA
This is a messenger RNA of Papaver somniferum (opium poppy), 1063 nucleotides long. RefSeq lists its product as uncharacterized. Gene Ontology annotation, molecular function: polysaccharide binding. The transcript has 2 exons. Lineage: Eukaryota; Viridiplantae; Streptophyta; Magnoliopsida; Ranunculales; Papaveraceae. Bases 2 to 967 code for a protein of 321 amino acids. The record is from RefSeq and is a predicted model, not a curated record.